Molecule: messenger RNA, 1866 nt
Organism: Mycosarcoma maydis (corn smut)
Lineage: Eukaryota; Fungi; Basidiomycota; Ustilaginomycetes; Ustilaginales
Exons: 1
Coding region: 1-1866 (621 amino acids)
Molecular function (GO): oxidoreductase activity, acting on the aldehyde or oxo group of donors, NAD or NADP as acceptor
Source: RefSeq, a predicted model, not a curated record
AUGAGUACUCAACUUCUCCGAGGUUGCAACAAGAAUGAUCUGUUCGAGGAAGAAUCGAACGAAUCCAGACUUGCACUGCCUACUCAGGUCUUUCGAUUUGACGAGGUCGUCGAUCAUAUCGAGGAAGCGCUGAUUGACAAACGCGUCUCUCACAAUCAGGCCUACCGCUUCAAGGUGGUUGAGACUAUCUUGACAUUUUUCGAGACCAGACGCAGCCAGCUGCUCGAGGCUGCUUCUCAGGAUUUCAAUGGCAAAGCAGCACACGCUGAGCUUGAGCUCGAGUAUUCUUUGACGCUCUCUCAGGUUGCGAGUGCUCUGCAAACUCAGUGUAGGCCCAACGUUCUCGGCGGUGCUUUGCCGGAUCGCUUCUUCAAGAGAAUCACAACCGAGGUCAAAGGAAAGAGUGACCCCGCGCUUGUCAAGGUAACGCGAGCUGUGGGUGCGGUGCUCAUUGUAGCACAACCCAAGCGACCGUUCGAUGAUCUCUUCGCUCCACUCGUUUCGGCGAUCGCAGCGGGUAAUGUUGUCUGCGCCGUGCUGUCUCCUACGCUGCCGGCUUUGAACAAAGUGAUUUUGGAGCAGCUGACGACUCAGAUGCCAAAGUCAGCUGUGUUCUUGGUCAAUCCGCUGGAUAUGGCAGAGCUGCAGCAUGGCGUAGCUGACCUGCGCAGCUCGGCUUGGAAGGUGUUUGAGGUGCAAAUCCCAGGAUCUACGCAUGUGGCAACGCACGUUACGGUACCAGGCUCUGCGUACAUCUCUGCAUCUCUGGCCAGCGCGGCUAGCAACUCGCUGACACUCGGCUUGGGCAGCUAUUCAGCCAAAGCAAUUGCAUCGAAACUGAAAGAGGUUGCGACCGAGGUGGUGGAAGGCGCGUCUAUGUGGCUCGGCCGAGGAGUGGGAGCUCCCAAGUACCUUUUCGUUCACGAAGAGGCCUAUGCCGGCUUUCGCGACGCUUUGGUUUUGGCGAUUGCGACCUCGUCUGCCAUUCUUGCGCCGAAUGACGACGGAAGGCAGCUGGAAGAGAUGGUUCUGGAAGAACAAACGGCAAGCAGCAAGGUGGGUAUGUGCGGCGGAGCAGCUCGUAUCCAGAAACCAUUUUCCUCAGAAAAGCGUCCAGGUCCGAUUGCUCUAGUCGAGGUCGACGUCAAAGCCAGCGGGGCUGCUAAGGUGAGCGCUACUAUCAGCGACCGCAAGGUGGUAGCACAGAUCCGGGAGCUGGCAGGGCUGGUACUGGUGGGAGUGAGCAGCACCGAGCACGCAUUCAGCCUUGUUCAAGAGCUUGGUCUGCAACAGGGCCACAUGGUCAUCUAUUCGUACGACUCUGCCGAAGUGCAACACGUGCUUCGAGAGCUGGAGCCUGCAACGCUGUCGGUCAAUCAUGUGGCUCCCGAGAACCUCUUUUCGAGCUACGCGCCCAAGCAGGUACUCAGCAGCGCGGUUUUGCACCACCAUCAUCACGCGCUUGAAAGACGUACAAAGACGGCGGAUUCGUCCCAACUUCGAUGGCCGCUCGAGCUGUUCCAGACGAGUAGCACAACGUACCUUGCAGCCAUUCGGGACACGUCGUUGGGUCUCUCGGGGAUUGCCUCGUGCUCGACUGCUUCUCAGUCUGCGCUGUCGAGGGGUUCGAGGCAAGAGAGACAGGUCGCGAUGAAGAGGGCGCUGGCCAUUCAUCUGUCAAAGACCAAGCGGCUAGCCAACCGCUCGAGACCAGCCGUAGCUGUUCCUGUUCUCCGAGUAUUUUUCCUGCAGGGGUUGUUCCUGUUCUGGGGUAGCGCACUUACGUGCACACUCGCUGGUCUGAGCUUUGGCGCUUUCAAGCUCUCGCACUGGGCCUGGACGCGAUACAUGAGCACUUGUGCAUGA